Messenger RNA from Rubroshorea leprosula, 1891 nucleotides. The record is from the annotation of a GenBank genome assembly. NCBI's taxonomy places the organism in Eukaryota, Viridiplantae, Streptophyta, Magnoliopsida, Malvales, Dipterocarpaceae.
AGGUUCUGUUUGCUUGCACCAUUUUUUUCUUCUGUGUGUUUCAUUGUUCUAUGGUUUUCAAGUUCUAGCUUUCAGUGUUCUCUUCCUACAAAGAAAGUCUUCUCCUUUGAGCUCCAUUAAAGUUCUGUUUCUUUCAAAAAUCCUUUUUUCUCUUACCAAGUUCUGUUCUUUUCUUGUUUAUUGGGGUCCCAUUUGAGAACCAUCUUCUCAUCUCUCUCCAAAAAAGGAAAGAAAAAAAAAAGGAACUGUUUUUACUUUGAAAAUUAGCAACUUGAAGCAGGACAACUCAAAUGGGUGCUUCAGGGAAAUGGGUGAAAUCUAUUAUAGGCUUGAAAAAGCCAGACAAAGAGGACCAAGAGAAGGUAAGUGGGAAGAGCAAGAAAUGGAGGUUGUUUAGGAGCUCUUCCGGGGACUUGGUUUCCUCGUGGAAGGUCUUUAAAGGGAAGCACAGAGGAGAGUCAGAUGGGUCUGACUAUGCAACUGAUGCUUUCACCGCCGCAGUGGCCACAGUAGUUCGAGCUCCUCCUAAAGAUUUUAGGGUUGUAAGGCAAGAAUGGGCAGCCAUUCGUAUCCAAACUGCUUUUCGAGGCUUCUUGGCGAGAAGAGCUUUGAGAGCUUUAAAAGGAAUUGUAAGGCUUCAAGCCUUGGUUCGUGGUCGACAAGUGAGGAAACAGGCAGCUGUUACACUUAGGUGCAUGCAAGCCCUUGUUCGUGUUCAGGCCCGAGUCAGGGCUCGUCGUGUGAGAAUGUCUAUAGAAGGACAGGCGGUUCAAAAGAUGCUUGAUGAACACCGAAGCAAAGCUGAUCUCUUGAAACAAGCAGAGGAUGGAUGGUGUGAUAGCAAAGGAACACUAGAAGAUAUAAAAGCAAAAUUACAAAUGAGGCAAGAAGGAGCCUUCAAGAGAGAGAGGGCACUUGCUUAUUCUCUCGCACAGAAGCAAUGGAGAUCAAACAGUUCUCCAAAUGCCCGAAUAAACAAUUCUGUUCCAUAUCUCAAGAAUCAAGAAUUUGACAAAAACAGCUGGGGAUGGAGUUGGCUAGAACGUUGGAUGGCAGCCAGGCCAUGGGAGACCAGAUUGAUGGAACAAUCACAUCUUGACUCCACAGAGGCAACUCCACCAAAGAGCUAUGUAGAGGCCCCCGUAGGAAAGAACUCAAGAUCUUUAGAUUCCCUUGAAGGAAAGAAUUCAAGAUCUUCUGAACCAUGUCCUGUGAAAGUAAGGAAGAACAAUGUCACAACUAGGAUUUCUGCAAAGCCUCCCCAUAUUGGGCAAAUUACUCAUUCAUCUUCAAGCCCAAGUUCUGAAUAUCCAUAUGAAGAGAGCUCAGGUUCAUCCUCUAUUUGCACUUCUACAACACCAGUUUCUGGGAAUACAAUUCUGGCUUCAGAAAGAGCAGAAGAGGGUGGCAAUUUUAGACCAAACUACAUGAACCUGACUGAGUCUACUAAGGCAAAGCAAAGAAUGCAGAGAGUUCAAAGGCAGUCCAUGGAUGAGUUCCAGUUCAAGAGAUUGGCUGCUAUCUAUAAUGGGGAUUCAAAAAGUAGUGCAGUUUCGGAUCCUUCUGUCAAUUUCUCUAGACCACUUAACCUACCAACACGAUUCGAUAAAAGCUCAGUGAAACAAAGGGAGGGGGGUAACUACAUGGGUGAUUGAUCGUUGUUUUUCUUAAAGAAGUCCAACAUCUUGUUGUUCAAUGUCAUUUAGAAUGUGGAUGAAAUUGGUAAGCUGUAGCAAAAGCAAGCCCUUGUGAGCACUUUGUAUCUGAUCUGAGGAUAAUUCAUUUUGUAAAAUUGUUCAGUUUAGUGUUGAUUAUGUUGAAAUUAAGAGUCCUCUUCGUUUCCCUAAAGUCAUUUUGAUGAUUUGAACGAGAAUUAAGUACUAUUUAGCUG